GAAAUGGGGCAUCAGCAUCAACGCUUCCAAAACUGUGCACAUAGUGCAUACGUUGCGCACGAUCCAGCAGCCAGAUGAUGAUUUGCAGCCGCACAUCGCCGACCAGCGAAUCAGUAGCGUCGCCGUGCACUCAUAUCUGGGGGUCAAGCUGGAUGCUAAGCUACAGUUCCACCUGCACAUCACCAACGUCGUCACCAAGGUCAGGGCAAGGGUCCAAAAACUGCGCUGGCUCCUGAACACCAACAGCAAAUUGAACCUCAAAACCAAGGUAAUGCUGUACAAGCAGAUGAUCGCACCGAUCUGGCAGUACACAUUGGCCGUAUGGGGUCCAUUAGCUACCAGCGCAGAAUUUGGACGAAUACAAGUCGAGCAGAACAAGACCCUACGGCUGAUUUGCAAUGCGCCAUGGUACGUGAGGAACGACACCAUCCACAGGGACCUGGAAGUGGACACGGUAGAGGCAGUCUACGAGAGGGCAUGCAAAAGGUACUCGGAACAAAUGAGAUCACACCACAACAUUGAGGCAGCCAAAGUGGUCAAUGACCCUUAUGUACCGCACCGUAUCACAAGACCCCGGUACUCCGAGUACCUUAGCAAACACCUUCCCAAGGAACUCGCGAAGCACGAGUGGAACCGUAUCGAAAUGAUCCCCAACCAGCGCCCGUUCACAGAAGAAGACCAAAUCAGCCAUGACAGGAACCUCGAUGACAUGCGUAGGAUGCUGAUCAGGAUGGAUCGCCCAGUGUCGCCGCCAACAGAAUAUAACUAUUACACCGAGGUUAUUCUGCCAAGACGGAGGUUACUGGAGCCCGCUCCCAUAGCCACAAUUGACUUGACGGUCAGCAGCAGAAGGCAGCGACUAGAGCAACUGGGCCUGGCAAUAGAAGCAGCUAUAAACGAUAUAUCCAACGACCAGACGCCUGACACACACUCGCGGCACAGCGACAACGGCCAAGGCAAUGGGAACACACACACACACACUAACGCAAAUGCCCAUGAGAGUCAACCACCGCCAGCAACGGGAACAAGGAACACAGAGAAUAACAGCCAAAAUGUACAGCAGCAAUGAAGACUCACCGCCAGCAAAGUCCCUUUCAGCCCCAAAGAUUGCAACAACCAUGGCUGCCACAUUUGAACACAGAAUAUACACAUGCACGAAGGAAAACACAGAAGUAUAUGCGAGCGCGACAAAUAGCCGUUACGGAAUGAUCACUCUGACAAACAUCUUCCCGAACCGAGCAACUAAUAACAUGGAAAUGGACAACUGUGAACUUAAAAAGAGUAGAAGACUCAUGCGACCGACUGCCAAAAAACGCGUCCGACCAAGGCGCCGCUGUUUCACAACUAUGAGCGUUAGCAUUUCUGCUGCGCAACUUCUGUUUCUCCUUCUCCUACAGAUCUCGUAUUGCCGCCAGAGAAGUCCCUGAGAGGAAGAGAGAGGACAACAACUACUGGAAGGUGGUGGAUUUCUGCCAUCUCCACUGCCGAGACAACUGACUGCUGCGCAUAACCGCAUACACACACACCCACACAUCCACACAGACACUCAACCCAAUGCUGGCCGCCCCGGACCAGAGGGCGGAACAACAAGGAAAGAAAACUAAGAUGUAAACAAAAGAAGCAAUAGCUCUGGCUGCCCCGGACCAGUGGGCAGAGGAGUAUCGAAAACAAACAAAAAACGAAUAGAAGACUAGAUACAGAAUAAGGAAAACAUGUACAUAUAUGUAUAUAUAUAAUCGCCCUUUGUGCCAAUGGCAACCAAAUGUUCCCCUUAAUUGAUAGUUUAAAUUUUAAAUCUAAGUUAAGAGUAUUAUGCUUUAGCUCUACCCACUUCCCCUCCCCCCUUUGGCAAACGGACUGUUUACCGAAGUGGAGAGAGGUUCCCAAAAUAUGAUUGCGCCGGCAGAACUGCCGGCAGAAGAGAGU
Drosophila pseudoobscura is the source of this 1926-nucleotide messenger RNA. RefSeq lists its product as uncharacterized. The record is from RefSeq and is a predicted model, not a curated record. NCBI's taxonomy places the organism in Eukaryota, Metazoa, Arthropoda, Insecta, Diptera, Drosophilidae. The transcript is spliced from 2 exons. The coding region runs from base 272 to 1069 and encodes 265 amino acids.